Erigeron canadensis is the source of this 908-nucleotide messenger RNA. RefSeq names its product F-box protein At5g67140. Gene Ontology annotation, biological process: SCF-dependent proteasomal ubiquitin-dependent protein catabolic process. The coding region runs from base 87 to 779 and encodes 230 amino acids. The record is from RefSeq and is a predicted model, not a curated record. The transcript has 5 exons. Lineage: Eukaryota; Viridiplantae; Streptophyta; Magnoliopsida; Asterales; Asteraceae. Gene Ontology annotation, molecular function: protein binding. Gene Ontology annotation, cellular component: SCF ubiquitin ligase complex.
UUCUUAAAACCCCCCCCAAAACUUUUUCUUUGUAAAUUCAGGGAACCCCUCCUUUUUUUUUUCUUUUUUUUUUUAUAAAUAUUACCAUGGAAUUAGAAGAAGAAAAAGAAGCUCAAAUUGAUCGGCUACCCAUGGAUUUACUCGCUCAUAUCUUUGUUUUCAUCACUUGCUUCAAAGAUUUAGCCCAGACAAGCGGAGUGUGUAGAAAAUGGAGGGAAGGAGUGAAGCAAUCGAUGGGAAGAAGAGAGAAAUUGAGUUUUGCCGAUUGGAAAAUGGAUGAUGAUUCCACUUCUCGUAUUGUUCGAUAUGCUUAUUCUCUCAAGGAGCUUGAUAUUUCAAAGAGCCGAUGGGGUUGCCAAAUAACAGACAAUGGAUUGUAUCAGUUGUCUACUGCAAAGUGCAUUAUCAACCUUUCCUCCAUAUCCUUGUGGGGCAUGACAGGGAUCACCGACAAAGGCGUUGUUCAACUGAUUUCAAGGGCGAACUCUUUGCAAUACCUGAACAUCGGGGGUACUUUCAUAACAGACGAGUCUUUAUUUGCAAUUGCUACUAGCUGCCCAAAUUUGAAGACUGCAGUAUUAUGGGGAUGUCGCCAUGUAACUGAAAAUGGACUUGUAUUUCUUGUAAAUAAUUGUCACAAACUAGAGACUAUCAAUGUAUGGGGGAUGAGAGUACCUAUCGACUCAUUCACUACCCUGCUUACAAUCCGUCCAGCUCUCCAGAUCCUACCCCAAUCAUUGCUCAAUAUCGGAACCAUUUCAUUGUUACCUGUUUUUUGAGGCGAUUUGGUUGCUUCAUGUACAGAUUGCUUCAACGCGUCUUUCGUUCAUGCUAUCAAAAAUUUGUACAGAUUGUUUCUCAUUUUAUGUAACUUAUUAAGACAAUAAAGUGGACACUUUGUGAGAUAA